Messenger RNA from Lolium rigidum, 3174 nucleotides. Its product is annotated as putative GTP diphosphokinase RSH1, chloroplastic. Lineage: Eukaryota; Viridiplantae; Streptophyta; Magnoliopsida; Poales; Poaceae. The transcript is spliced from 24 exons. Gene Ontology annotation, biological process: guanosine tetraphosphate metabolic process. The coding region runs from base 30 to 2720 and encodes 896 amino acids. The record is from RefSeq and is a predicted model, not a curated record.
CCGAUGAGAUUGGCCGCCGCCGCGGCGCCAUGCAGCCCCCGACGGCCGCUGUGACCACCGCGUCGUCGCUGGACUGCGCGAGCUCCUGCAGGUCCUCCCCCACCUGGAAGCGGGGCGGCGGAGGCGGGAGGCCCUACGAAUGCAGCGUCCUCUCCUGCGCCUGGAACGCCCCGCGCGCGCUCACCGGCGCGCUCGCCAGCACCGCGCAGUGCUCCUCCUGUAGCCACGCCGAAGGCCUAGGCGCAGGGAGGCGGCGAGGGCGGCCGCGCCAGAGUAGCAACAACAACACGUUAGUGCACACCACCUGGGGAGAAGACAUCAACAAUGGAAAGCUGGGUCAUGGUUCAUCGGCUAGUUUUGUUUCCUCUGGAGAAAAGUUCAGAUCUUGGUCAACCCAUGUGAAUCCUGCGUGGAGGGUUUCCUGCCAUUCGUCAUCUGAUCAGUUCAGCCUUGUUUCUCCAGAAACGUUGUGGGAGAGUCUCAGACCAGCUAUCUCAUACCUUCAACCAGAAGAACUGAACUUUGUACAUGACGCUCUUAAGUUAGCAUAUGAAGCACAUAAUGGGCAGAAACGCCGGAGUGGCGAACCCUUCAUCAUUCAUCCCGUUGAAGUUGCUCGCAUUCUUGGAGAGCACGAACUUGACUGGGAAUCAAUUGCUGCUGGUUUAUUGCAUGACACUGUUGAAGAUACUGACAUGGUUACUUUCGAAACAAUACAAAAUGAGUUUGGGGCAACAGUGCGCCGUAUUGUUGAAGGGGAAACAAAGGUGUCUAAGCUAGGUAAACUUCAAUGCAAAAAUGAGGGUAGUUCAAAACAAGAUGUCAAAGCUGAAGACUUAAGACAGAUGUUUCUUGCAAUGACAGAAGAGGUUCGUGUAAUCAUUGUGAAACUGGCAGACAGGUUGCAUAACAUGCGUACUCUUACACAUAUGCCUCCGCACAAGCAGUAUGCGAUAGCCAUGGAGACGCUGCAGGUCUUUGCACCCCUAGCAAAACUGCUUGGGAUGUAUCAAAUAAAGUCUGAGUUAGAAUAUCUGUCCUUCAUGUACAUGAAUCCUGGUGAUUUUGCUGAACUAAGGAAAAGAGUUGAAGACAUCUUCAAAGCCCAUGAACAAGAAUUGGAAGAGGCAAAUAGAAUCUUAAAGGAAAAAAUUGCUGAGGAUCAAUUUCUCGACCUUGUGAGUGUCGAAACAGAAGUGCGCUCUGUCUGCAAAGAAGUUUACAGCAUUUACAAAACCGCUCUCAAGUCCAAGAGUUCAAUAAAUGAGGUAAACCAGGUUGCUCAGCUGCGAAUCAUCAUAAAACCAAAAUCCUGCAAUGGCGUUGGGCCACUCUGCACCUCACAACAGAUAUGCUACCAUGCUCUUGGUCUUGUUCAUGGCAUAUGGACACCUAUACCUCAAGCCGUUAAAGACUACAUUGCAACUCCAAAGCCUAAUGGCUAUCAAAGUCUACAUACUACAGUAAUACCGUUUUUAAAUGAGAGUAUGUUUCAUUUGGAAGUUCAGAUAAGAACAGAAGAUAUGGAUCUGAUAGCGGAAAGAGGCAUUGCUGCACACUACAGUGGAAGAGGGGUAGUUUCCGGGCCUGUGCGUCCAGGAAUAUCUAGUGGAAGAAAUUUAGAUGGGAAAGUGAUCUGUCUUAACAAUACAGGCUUUGCUCUGAGGAUUGGUUGGCUCAAUGCAAUCCGUGAAUGGCAAGAAGAGUUUGUUGGUAACAUGAGCUCUAGGGAAUUUGUGGAUACUAUCACCAGAGAUCUUUUGGGAAGCCGUGUCUUUGUUUUUACACCUAAAGGCGAGAUUAAAAAUCUGCCUAAGGGGGCCACUGUGAUCGAUUAUGCAUAUCUGAUCCAUACGGAAAUUGGAAACAAAAUGGUAGCAGCAAAGGUGAAUGGUAAUCUAGUUUCGCCAAUCCAUGCACUUGCGAACGCUGAAGUAGUGGAGAUAAUAACUUACGAUAAAUUAUCCAGUAAAUAUGCAUUCCAGCGUCAUCAGCAGUGGCUACAGCAUGCAAAAACCCGCAGUGCUAGACACAAAAUUAUGAAAUUCUUAAGGGAGCAAGCCGCUCUUUCUGCUGCUGAAAUAACUGCGGAGGCAGUUAAUAGCUUUGUCGCUGAUCUUGAAGAUGAAAGUGACAGUGAGCCGUUAAUUCCAGCCACACAAAAUGAGGACUACAGAUUCAAUUGGCAGAAGAUAUUAAGUCCCAACAAGUUAUCCUUUGCAAAUAAAAAUAUUGAUGGUUUUUUACCUGUUAACAAUGUUCACACUCCAAAGGUUAAUGGGAAGCACAACAAAACUGUUAAGGAACUGGGCAUAAAAAUUAAUGGCUCAACAAUUCGGGGUGAUAGCUCCACUGGGUUCAUGCACCCUGGCAUCUCUGCCUGUACGGAGGUUUUCGCUAGUUUGGAUCAUUGGAAAUGUGGUAAAAUUUCUUCCUGGCACAAUACAGAAGGCAACUCUAUCCAAUGGCUUUGCAUAGUGUGUGUUGAUCGUAAAGGGAUGAUGGCAGAAGUUACAUCAGCGUUAACAGCUUGCGGAAUUACCAUAUGUUCUUGUGUGGCAGAAAGAGAUAAACGAAGAGGAAUGGGUGUGCUCUUGUUCCAUUUCGAGGGCACUGAUGAGAAUGUGGUCAGUGCAUGCUCCAGUGUUGAGAUGAUUCUUGGUGUUCUUGGAUGGUCUGCUGGGUGUAGCUAUAACCCGUUGGGUGUUCUUGAGUGCUAGUGCAUUUCAAGCAAUCAUGCUGCAUAGUGCACCUUGAUCUCCACCAAAACCGAGACAAUUUUGGAAGCACUAACGAUGAACCUGUCACUCGAUGUUCUAGGAGCAGUCAGAUCCGGAUGAUGAACAGGCAACCUUUGGGUUUGUCAAAGCAGACAGAGUGGCAGCAGGGGGGAACUAGAACCAGAUGGUACCAUGCUUCAUUCUGGAAGCGAAAGAGUGUACAUAGCUGAGCGAGUAGUAGUAUACUUUAGUGCAGGGGUUGGCUGGGUUUAUAAAAGAAGCCUUCAAAAUAAAGGCUGUCGCUUUCUCUCUCUUUUUUUUUGCCCUUCGGUGGGUUGCAUAUAUUAGUUGCGUACUCAAAUGUGUAGCUAGAGUUUUGACCUGGAAUGCCAGUGCCUCAAAUUUUGCCCUCGUUAUACUCAUGAAUAUGAUGUACUACUAUGGUUGAUGUGAA